AUAAUUUGUGUGUUCUAAAUUUGAGAUGGUAUCAGAGCAGUGAAACGAUCCUUGAAACUGUCUUAUAUACUCACGAAGAUGGCAACCAAAAUGACAAGCUCAUCUAACGAUGUGCGACGACUUAAUUUCGACCAGGGAUGGCGGAAAGUGACGGACCCCUCGUCUCCAUAUUUCCUAACGAACUCAAACUUUCCGAGUAUGGGAACAAAACUUGAGUGGAUUUUAGACUCUGGAGCAUCAUACCAUAUGACAGGAAAUGUGCGACUCAUGAGGAAUGCUGAAAAGUUGGUACACAUACCAGUGACAUUACCCAACGAUGAAAUCACUCAUGCGACGCAUAUGGGUGAUGUGUGGUUAAGCUCCACAGUAUUAAUAAGAAAUGUGUUACUAGUCCCUCGGUUGAAGUGUAACUUAAUUUCAAUAGCACGAUUGGUAGAUAAUCCGAAAUGUGAUAUAUUUUUUAGUAAUGACAUUUGUGUGAUACAGGACCAACUUUCGAGGAUGCUGAUUGGAAUGGGUAAACAACAUGGGGGAGUUUAUUAUUUUCAUAGUUUCGACGAGGUUCAAGCUCACCAAGUCAAGAGUGUGGAUUCAAUUGAUUUGUGGCAUUCACGGUUAGGGCAUCCUUCUAUGAAAGUGUUGUGUUCCAUUCCUAGUUUGAAUAAAUAUUUUUCUUCACUUGGACUGAAUAAAAAUUGUGAUGCUUGUUUACGUGGUCAACAAACUCAUGAUGUGUUUCCUAUUAAUUCUGCUCGUGCUAUUGAACCGUUUGAAUUGAAUUGAUUCUGUGACGUGUGGGGUCCUUAUAGCGUACUUGCUUCAUGUGGAGCCCCGUAUUUUUUAACAAUUGUGGAUGAUUUUUCGCGAGUUGUAUGGAUUCAUUUGUUGAAAGACAAGGGUGACAAUUUAACAAUUUUUUGUUAUGACGGUGAGACAAUUUAACAAGUAUGUGAAAGUGGUAAGAAGUGAUAACAGAUUGGAAUUUCUGAGUCUGAAAAAUUAUUUUUUAAAUAAUGGGAUUAUUUUUCAGACUACUUGUGUGUACACACCACAACAAAACGGUAGGGUUGAGCGCAAACAUAGGCAUAUUUUGGAUAUGGCUAGAACACUUCGAUUUCAUGCACACUUACCUAUUAAAUUCUGGGGAGUGUGUGCUAACAGCGGGUUACUUAAUAAAUCGACUACCCUCUCCGUUGCUUGAUAAUAAGUGUCCAUAUGAACUUUUGUAUCACAAAUCGCCUUUAUAUGAUCAAUUGCGUGUAUUUGGUUGUUUGUGUUACGCUCAUAAUAAAGAUAGAAAUGGUGAUAAGUUUGCUCCAAAAGGUGUGAGGUGUGUAUUUUUGAGUUACUCCUACUCUCAGAAAGGUUGGAAAGUUUAUGAUUUGGAAAAUGGACGCCAUUAUGUUUCUCGAGACGUGCAAUUUAUUGAGGCCUCCUUUCCAUUUUUGGAUAUGGAUGGGCAGUGUCCUAGUCCACACAAACAAGAUAGUGAUCAGGGAAAGUUAGAUUCUCUAGCCAUACCCUAUAAUGCCAACAACCAGAAUAUAUGUGGUGUACAACCACAAAUGCAUUCCACUGACAUUCAACAUGCAAAAUUGGCCUCUCCUUCCAUGACAUGGGAUCAAAACCACACCAAGAGAUCAUGGCGCUUGAACGUACAUGUACAUGGGAACUUCAAUCUCUUCCAAUUUAUCUGAAAGCACAUCUUACGGCUGUUGCGGCAUCUCGACACCAAUUUAUCUGCUAAUGACCACCCUACAUCUCCCGGUACGGGCUCAUCUACUGCAACGCCGCCACAGAUUAGAAGAGGAGAUCGCGAACGGAGGGUCCCUACUUGGCAUCAGGACUAUGAGGUACAGGUACAUCAGCUCAACAAUGUAAAAAUAAACACUCCUCUCGUUGCUUGCACAUCUCCGAUGGUUUCCACAGAGCCAUCCACUUAUCAAGAGGCAGUACAUGAUCCUAGGUGGAGGGAAGCCAUGCAACGAGAGAUCAUGGCGCUUGAACGUACAUGUACAUGGGAACUUCAAUCUCUUCCACCUCGUAAGCGAGCAAUUUAUUGCAAGUGGGUAUUUAAGAUUAAAUACAAAUGUGAUGGUACAAUAGAGCGAUACAAAGCACGCCUUGUGGCAUGUGGGAAUAGGCAGGUUGCAGGAGUUGAUUACACGGAAACAUUUGCACCAGUGGCCAAAAUGGUGAUUGUAUGUACUAUUUUGGCUGUUGCGGCAUCUCAAUAUUGGGAGUUGCAUCAGAUGGAUGUUGACAACGCAUUCUUACAUGGUAAUCUUCAGGAGGAAGUCUAUAUGUACUUGCCACCAGGGUAUUCUGCUUCUUCCCCGGGAAAGGUGUGUCGCUUACUUCGUUCACUUUAUGGACUACGUCAGGUGCCGCAUUGUUGGUUUUUAAAGCUGACUUGUUUCUUGAAAUCUUACGGAUUUCAACAGGAGGCUUGUGGGAAAACUUAUUUAUCUUACUUUGACUAGACUGGAUAUCAGUUAUUCUGUGCAUGUUCUUUCACAAUUUAUGCAGCAACCCCAUGUAGCUCAUUGGGAUGCGGUUAAUCGUGUCCUACGUUAUCUCAAAGGACAUCCAGGCUAGGGAAUUUUGCUUCGGAGUGAUCCCAAUCUCUCUUUAACAGGAUAUUGUGAUUCUUAUUGGGCUAGUUGCCCAGUUACCCGAAGAUGUCUUACACGUUAUUUUGUGAUGCUUGGAACAUCUCCUAUCUCUUGGCGAACCAAAAAACAAGCAACAGUUUCUAGAUCAUCAGCUGAAGCCGGAUAUAGAUCCAUGGUUGCACUCACUUGCGAGCUCAUUUGGCUGAAAAGCUUAUUAUCUUCUUUAGGUGUUCUCCACUCCUCACCUAUUCGCCUAUUUUGUGACAAUCAAGCAGCUAUUCAUAUUGCCUCUAAUCAUGUCUUUCAUGAGAGGACGAAUCAUAUAGAACUUGAUUGUUAUUUUAUUCGGGAUCAUAUUUAGGCUGUCACUAUUACCCCAUCAUAUAAACCUACUACUGAACAACCAGCCGAUAUCUUUACAAAAGUUUUGGGUGCACAACAAUUUAAUUAUCUUCUUAGCAAGAUGGGCAUUAUGGAUCCUCAUGCUCCAUCUUGAGGGGGGGUGUUGAGUGUUGUAUUUUAUUAUUAAACACGUACACAUGCAACAACUCAUGAGAGACGUACACAUGUGGAGCUCCUUCAUAAUUAUCCAUUUAAACUUGUAAAUAAUACUA
Molecule: messenger RNA, 3229 nt
Organism: Cuscuta europaea
Lineage: Eukaryota; Viridiplantae; Streptophyta; Magnoliopsida; Solanales; Convolvulaceae
Source: the annotation of a GenBank genome assembly